GAGAGGAGAUCAUGAUCGGUGAGAGAUGAAGGUGUGAAAGUGAUGGCAACUAUGAGAAGAGAAGAUUGAAGUGUCUUUGAGGUUGAGAGUAUGGUGAAUGGGCGAGGGAAGAAACGGAACGAAUGUUGCUAAUUGAAACUGGCUAGAAGGAGGGUAGGUAAAGGGUGGAAUAUGAGAUAACCCCAAGAAGGCAAAUCCUGAACACCAGAGAGAAACUACAAAGUCUACAACAAACCUGUGGCUGGAGCGAUGACUCUGCUUACUGGAACGCUCCUUCUGUCCUUUGUCCUUUCCUCGUACGGGGCAGGAGUACACGGUCACCAAGAUGUGAAUGAAUCGACGCCUAUCAGGUCUCGAUCGCUCGUUCGAGAUCGUUCGGGGAAGUUGGAAGUCGAUCCUGAAGGCAUCGCCUUCCUGCGCUCCCCGAGUGUCAUCAAUCAAACGCUCAAGACCAUAGGGAUCGUCGGGCAAGCGCGGACGGGCAAGAGUUUCUUCAUGAACUCGCUGGUAGGAAGGUCGAGGGUGUUCGAGGUCAGCAGUGGAGACGAGGGGUUCACUAAAGGCCUGUGGAUCCACCAGCUGCCCGAGGAGGAGGAGGAGAAAAAGGAGGAGGAAGAGCAGGGCGCUUGCGAGUCAAACAACAAGACAUGCGUGCCGAAGGGUACGAUGACGAUCUUGGUCGACUCGGAAGGUUUGGGAGCGCCAGGAGGGACGAAGGUCUACGAUACGAAGAUGGUUGCCUUGACUGCCAUGCUGUCGUCAGUCUUCUUCUACAACACGAUGCGCAAAGUGAACAAGCUGGACGUGGAAUUCUUG
Messenger RNA from Guillardia theta CCMP2712, 816 nucleotides. RefSeq lists its product as hypothetical. NCBI's taxonomy places the organism in Eukaryota, Cryptophyceae, Pyrenomonadales, Geminigeraceae. Gene Ontology annotation, molecular function: GTP binding; GTPase activity. The transcript has a single exon. The annotation marks the transcript as partial. The record is from RefSeq and is a predicted model, not a curated record.